This is a messenger RNA of Carica papaya (papaya), 1963 nucleotides long. The record is from RefSeq and is a predicted model, not a curated record. NCBI's taxonomy places the organism in Eukaryota, Viridiplantae, Streptophyta, Magnoliopsida, Brassicales, Caricaceae.
GAUUUUUAUCACAUUAUUACUAAAAUUGUAAUAGAUAUGUUAACAAAAUAUAUUUAAUGCAAAAUAAACUGAUACUAAACUGGGAGAGAUUUAAUGCUAAUAAAUGGAUAUAUUAACAAAAAAAGUUUGGUCCAUAUGAAUUUGAAGUUCUGAAUUGGUAUUUGCUAGAACAAGGAAACUUUAAUUUUCUAGGAAAUGCCAUCUUUGAAAUUCAAAGGCAUUUAAGAUAUAUUUAAGAACAUACCUUUAUUUUGUUUAUUAUAUACCACAGAGAAUCUUCAUUCUAUACCUUAGUUUCUUAUUAAGCGUGAUUAUCUUCAUUGUAAGCAACUUUAAUUGUUUAUAUAUUUAUUGGUUGGAUGAUUGGUCUGUAUAUCUCCAUUACUCUCCUUUAAGGUUUUGUUUUAUACAAUCCCAGACAAAUUUGCAGAGCAAGAGAGAUGGGAACCCAAUUUCUACAUGUAGUGCUAGUUCCAAUACCAUCUCAAGGCCAUAUCAGUCCCAUCUUACAACUAGGCACCAUCCUUCAUACACGAGGGUUUUCAAUCACAGUAUGUCAUCAUGAAUUUUAUCCUGUCGAUCCAUCAUGUUUCCCUCAUCUCAAUUUUCAACCCCUCAAAGAUGGAUCUUCUAACAACAACGGAUCUUGCAACGAUGACAGUAGCAGCUCUUUCAAUUGGGUGGAUAGUAUACUAUCUUUGAACGACAAGUAUAAAGUUUCACUUGAGGAUUCCCUGACUCAAAUUGUAAGAGCAAGUAGACAGCAAAUAAAUAAUUCACUCCCCUGUGUCAUUUAUGAUGGCUGGAUGUAUGUUGCAGCGCAAGUGGCCAAUGAUCUAAAUCUACCAAGUGUAGCGUUUCACACUUCUAAUGCUGGGAAUUUUAUGAACUACCUUAUAACUCCUCGUCUUUUUGAAGAAGGCCAUAUUCCCAUCCAAGAUUCAAAAUUACUCCAACAAGUUCCUGGUUUCUCGCCUUUCAGAUUCAAAGACUUGUCCCUUCCAAGCAUGGAAAAUUUAGAUGCUAUGUUGAAGCUGUCAACUUUUUUCUGUGAUACAAGAACAACUUCAGCCAUGAUUAUUAAUACUAUAGAAUUCCUUGAACAAUCAUUGUUGGAAAUGCUUAAAAAACAUUUCCAGAUUCCAAUCUUUUCAAUUGGUCCAACACACAAAGUUAGUCCAACAAUUUGUAGUAGCUUGUUAGAAGAAGACACAAGUUGCAUUUCUUGGCUUGACAAGCAAGCUCCAAACUCUGUUUUAUAUGUAAGCUUUGGAAGUAUAAUCUUUCUCAAUAAGGAGGAGUUAACAGAGCUGGCAUGGGGUUUAGUCAAUAGUAAACAAUCUUUUCUAUGGGUGAUUCCACCAAGUUCAUUGGGUGGUUUGCGAUCUUUAGAAUCAUUGCCGGAUGGAUUUGAAGAUGCAAUUAAAGAAAGAGGUUAUGUCGUAAAGUGGGCACCACAAAAAGAAGUCCUUGCACAUGAUGCAGUAGGAGGAUUUUUCAGUCAUUGUGGGUGGAAUUCAACCGUUGAAAGCAUUUCUACAGGGAUUCCAAUGAUAUGUAGUCCGAAUUUCGGAGACCAACUACUGAAUGCUAGGUACUUAAGCCAUGUAUGGAGCAUAGGCAUAGAAUUAGAAAAGGGUUUUUGCAGAGAGGAAAUAGAGAAUGCUAUAAGGAGGUUAAUGUCGGAUGUGGAAGGGAAAGAGAUGAGAAAAAGGGCUAUGGAUCUCAUGAAGAUGGUUGAAGCUAGUGUUCGCAGGGGUGGAUCUUCUUCUAACAACUUGAAUGAGCUAGUAGAUUUUAUCUCGUCAUUUUAAGUCACCACUAUAUUGUUGGUGAAACUUAUCAGUCUUAUCAAUAUCUUUCAAACAUUUGUUUCAUACAAAAGGAGUAUGAAGAGCAUUGAUUGAGUAGAAAUUAUUUCUCAUCUUCUGUAUAUGUCAAUUGAUCAUAUAAUUUGACAGUA